Molecule: messenger RNA, 2743 nt
Organism: Anthonomus grandis grandis
Lineage: Eukaryota; Metazoa; Arthropoda; Insecta; Coleoptera; Curculionidae
Exons: 12
Coding region: 292-2634 (780 amino acids)
Biological process (GO): receptor recycling; retrograde transport, endosome to Golgi; endosome organization
Cellular component (GO): recycling endosome; early endosome; trans-Golgi network
Source: RefSeq, a predicted model, not a curated record
UUUUACUGAUUGAACAAUUUCGAGAGGCGCACACGCUUUCCAUCGCGGUCUUUGGCGCGCGCGGUUUUUGCCCGUCGUCAGUCGGUUUUCGGUGGGUAUAACGCGAUAUUUAAAAUACGGACGCGCACCUUUAUUUAGAUUUUGUGUGUUUUUUUUUUACUUUGGGGGAUUUCCAGUUUUAGACAUGGGGGAGUAUAGGCUAAAUUAGGGCCUGUUUUGUGUUGGUGGGGGCCAACAGACUAUUCAGAAAUAACUCGCUUACGAAUACAGAUAGACGUAUUUCGCACGACCAUGAUGGAUAAGGAUUACCAGCAGCAAAUCGUGGCACCGAAAAUGUCUGGAUACCUGGAGAAGAAAGAGAGAAAGACAAUGAUAAGCUCUUACAAAAAAUACUGGUUCGUCCUCGACGGCACCCUCUUGGUAUAUUACCGAUCCAAGGACGAAUACAGCGCCAUCUCUCCCUGUAAGGGUACAAUAACCUUAGGGCCCACCUGCCACGUGAAGCCCUGCACUUCCAACAACGGAGUCUUCCAAAUUGAAAGCAAAACCACCACGAUCACCUUGAGGGCCGAAACGAAAGAAGAGCAACACAAAUGGAUGCAAGCGAUCAUCCUGGCCCUAAACCAAAAGAUGGAGUACAAGAAACUGAACCAUUUUCGGCAUUCGGUAGGCGAGGUGCCGAAAACGUGCGAAAAUGCCGACGACGUCUCUUGUUGCAAGAAACCGUUGAGUGCGCAGACAUCUAUACACUCACGCGCCUCUCAGCAAAGUUUAAUCGAAAGAUUACAGAAAAUGGGCGCGAAAUCUUACGGUGGAAUAUUUUCUAAAAAUCUCCAGGCCGGUCUCAACUUGCCGCAAUUACAGGCGCAAAAGUUAAAAUCCUUCUCUACGGAGUCGCUCCCUUUACUCGCUAAACACGGGAUGAGCAGUCAGGAACUGAAGAAUCUGGAUAAUUCCAAAAAAAAUAUCACGGCAAAUAGCGUGAACUCCAUAUAUGAUACCCUGGAUCACGUUAAGGAUGACGUAUUUUUUGAAAAUAAACCAGACCUGGACGAGGAGCUUUACGAAACGCUCGAUUGCAAAGAGGAGUCGAAUGGGGAGAACCACAGAACCAGCAUGAUGACUAGCAACGACAUCUACUGGGACUCAAAAGAACUCGAGUGUGAUGACCUGGAUAUUCAUCCAGACGUUAAUCAUAAUUUGCUAAUUAAAGAAGAUGACGAAGGUUACACGGAUAUCGAACAGGUCAGAGAAACUUUAGCAGGUAAACCGCAAUUAUUGGAAAUUAACUCGAACCUCGACUAUAUGGUCAUCGAGGAGGCUCUAAAUAAAACCAGAAACAGUUCGGGUUCCUCUCAAGAGUCUUGUGCUAAUGAGAAGAAAAAACGGUUUGGAUUUGGUAAAAAAUCGAAAAAGUCAUCCCCGGAGGAAAAGGAUCGAAAAGUCCGGAAAUCGGAGAGUUUCCUUCAGCGGGUGUUGAACAAGAAAUCAAAGAGCAAGAAGCAAAACUCGUCCACCGAGAGGGUCGAUAAAUUAAAGGAAACCAUCGAGGGAGAAGAAGAAACUGCUCAGAAACUCAGCGAGUUACAGUAUAUGCUGCGGGAAAAGGUCAAGUUGCACAUGAGACAGCGCAAGCAAAGCGUCGAGCGUGAGGAAGAAAUGGAGAAUAGUCGAGAAUCGGUGAAGUUCGUUUGUAACGACUUGUAUGACGUCACCGGUUUAAGUGUAGAAACGGGAGACCAGCAGUCGGCUUGUCCCUCUUUACCUCCACGUAAUCACUCACAAGUCACCUCCUCCGUCUCCUCAAUUGAGCCGAUUACGUCACCGAUAAACUUGGAACCAUCCGUACCAACUGCAGUGAAUCCGCCCAACAAACAACCGCCAAAAGUACCACCGAAACGAAGGAGGAAAUAUGAAAGGAAUGAUAUUUCCCAGUUGGACGAGAUUUUGACUGAUUUGAAUAGGGACGAGGGCGCAGGAAAAGUAAAACAGCUGAUCAAGAGGUACAGCAACAUCCCCGAGAGUGAAGAGGUGGAAAUACGGAAAAAGAAAAUUUCCACUUCGAACGACUUGGAUAAAUUGUUGGACGAGUUGGCUAAAGUGACCGUCGCUCCCAUAAUGACCCCGGGGGUCACUACGAGUCUCAUAAAUCCCGAUGUCGCCGAUCAGGAGAUGUUGAAAAUGGCCGAGCCAAGACGUAAAAGAAGAAACUCAGAUCCGGACUACGACGUCCCGAGGCCCCACAGAUCUUUGGUCAUUUUAUCGCAAAAGGACAACAACGCCUUGGAAGCGACCACGUUCUUCGGACCCAUUCUGCAACCCUCCGAUUUACCACCUAACUACGACGCCAGACCAACGACUCCCCCAGUGGACUACUCCAACUUGCCCAGUAUCACCCCGGACUCCUUGGAGGUGGAAUCUACAAAAACCCACGACGAAAUCCACAGACUCUCUUACGAGUCGCACGACUACAAACGCUUCAAUAAAAGUAGCCACUAUAACCUGGACGCUUUGGAGAAUGCUUAUGCCGAUCCAAAUAAGCUUUUGAUGCUUAAAGGGUACUUCCCGACGUACGACAGUCCGAUGAGCAGUUUCCAUUUGGAGAGUAGGUUUAUUGAUUCGUUAGAACCCUGAUGAGUGGUUCCGUUUGUUUGUUCAUUAUUUAUGUUAUUUCGUGAAUAUGUUUGUGCGUUUUGUAAACGUUGAUUUAACGAUAAUAAAAUUAGACCAAAGAUAAUAAUUA